AUGCCUAGUGACACGCGCCCUACACAACUUGGAAGUGACCACCUCAUCGAUUCAGAACUUUUACGACAAUUGAAUGCCAAAAAAGAAGUGCUCGUGAACGCGUAUGAACAAAUCGCUCAAGCACUUAGAUUUGCCGCCAAAACUUGUGAUGAAUUUCAAGCACUUAUCCCUAGAGACGUUGGAAUAAUUCCCAGUGAUACUAACACAAGUGCCCCUUCAUCUGUGGGACAUUCAUCAAGAAAGUUCAAGAAACCACAAAACAAGGAUCCUAAUGCACCCAAGAGGCCAAAUACUGCCUACAUUCUAUUUAGCAAUGAAAUUCGUGCGGAAACGAAGGUUGAUAAUCCACAUGCUAAUCAAAAAGAGAUUGUUACCCUCAUUGGUAAAAAGUGGAAGGCGCUGUCUCGCGAACAAAAGAAGGUUUACGAAGACCGUUAUUUUGCCGACAAAGAACGAUAUGAUGAAGAGCUUCGUUUAUAUCGUGCAACACACGGACAAGUAGACUCACCGCCUGAAACCUCUUCCGAAGAUAACGUUGAUCACAGCAUCGUAUCAGGUGCAGCAUCUUCUUCCAAACAAGCAACCACACCUAUACCUACGACAGAAAAUCCUGUUGCAUCAGGUAGUAUUUCAGUACCACCCCCAGAUGCAGAAACUAAUGCAUUGAUGGAUACGCUGACCGAUGCCUUCUUAACAGAUGCCGCAGAUCCAAAUGUUUUUACAUCAAAUACUGAAAUCGAUCAACCCGAGACAUCGACAUCGACAAGUUCAAAAAAACGUGCCCCACCCGAAAUAGACACGGAAGAUAACUCGAAGAAAGAUAAUGAUGCACCGGCCUCGAAAAGAACGCGAGCAGCAUCCCGAAAAGCCAUGGAAACCGAAGACGUUUUUAAUCCUCCCAAUGAUCUUGAAAAUACCGCCGUUGAACAACCAAGUAAUACUUCAAAUACUUCAAAAAGGACAACAAGAGCCAGAAGAUCCGCCGCUAAUAAUGGAUCAGCAACAACACAAUCCAAAGCUGGUACUCCUGGUACUCCUAAUGUUCGUACUAGACGUGGUGGCAAAGUCUAG
Messenger RNA from Diversispora eburnea, 1071 nucleotides. NCBI's taxonomy places the organism in Eukaryota, Fungi, Glomeromycota, Glomeromycetes, Diversisporales, Diversisporaceae. The record is from the annotation of a GenBank genome assembly.